Chanos chanos (milkfish) is the source of this 2777-nucleotide messenger RNA. RefSeq names its product procollagen-lysine, 2-oxoglutarate 5-dioxygenase 3 (gene plod3). The record is from RefSeq and is a predicted model, not a curated record. The transcript has 19 exons. Gene Ontology annotation, molecular function: procollagen-lysine 5-dioxygenase activity; procollagen glucosyltransferase activity; iron ion binding. Bases 57 to 2270 code for a protein of 737 amino acids. Gene Ontology annotation, cellular component: endoplasmic reticulum. Lineage: Eukaryota; Metazoa; Chordata; Actinopteri; Gonorynchiformes; Chanidae. Gene Ontology annotation, biological process: peptidyl-lysine hydroxylation.
GUUAGGGCCGGAGUCUGAGUCUGGAUCAACAGCAGUUCUUCCGUGCUGCAAAUGUGAUGGAUCCACGUCUUUUCCCUGUGAUCUGUGUGCUUCUUCUGGGAUGUGGACAGUUGUCCACAACCACAGAGCAGAGACGCGUCAAAAUAGCACCAGAGAACCUUCUGGUUAUCACAGCGGCCACUGAGGAGACCGAUGGCUUCAAUAGAUUCAUGAGAACUGUGAGAGAGUUCAACUAUACUGUGAAGGUGCUUGGUCUAGGUGAAGAAUGGAAGGGAGGUGAUGUUGCUAAGACAGUUGGAGGAGGGCAGAAGGUCCGUUGGUUGAAAAAGGAGCUGCAGAAACACAAAGACGAAAAGGAUAAGGUCAUUCUUUUCGUGGACAGCUAUGAUGUGAUCCUGGCAAGUGGGCCGGAGGAGUUGCUAUGGAAAUUCUCUCGUACAAAUCACAGAGUGGUCUUUUCUGCAGAGGGCUUCUGCUGGCCAGACCAGCGUCUCGCGUCAAAAUAUCCCCCUGUUCACACUGGCAAACGCUACCUCAACUCUGGAGGUUUCAUUGGUUAUGCCCCUGAGCUCUAUGCCAUUGUGCAGCAGUGGAAAUACAAAGAUAAUGACGAUGAUCAGCUCUUCUACACUCAUAUCUAUUUGGACAAGGAGCAGAGGACCCGGUUUAACAUGACCCUGGACCACCGGUCCCGCAUUUUCCAAAACCUCAACGGAGCCGUCGAGGAGGUGGUUCUUAAGUUUGAGAAAUCUCGUGUGAGAGCACGGAAUGUGGCUUAUGACACUCUACCUGUAAUUAUCCAUGGCAAUGGGCCUACGAAGCUGCAGCUGAAUUACCUUGGCAACUACGUGCCAACAGCCUGGACAUACGAGAAUGGAUGUGGCAUUUGUGACGAUGACCUGCUGUAUCUAAAUGACAUCCCGGAUGAGGAGAUGCCACUGGUCCAUGUUGCUGUGUUCAUCGAGCAGCCAACGCCAUUUGUGGAGGAGUUCCUCGAGAGACUGGCAACCCUGAACUACCCACACUCACGUCUCAGACUCUUCAUCCACAACAAUGUGGUGUAUCAUGAGCAACAUGUACAGCAGUUUUGGAACCGUCAUCGGUCACUGUUUCCCACGGCCCGUAUUGUUGGACCAGAGGAGAACCUGAAGCAGGACCAGGCCAGAACUAUGGCUGUUGAGGCCUGUAAGAAAGAUCCCUCCUGUGACUACUACUUUAACAUUGACGCAGAGGUUGCUCUGAUAAACCCUGACGUGCUCCGAAUUCUCAUCGAGGAAAACAAGUCUGUAAUAGCCCCUAUGUUGUCUCGUCAUGGGAAAUUGUGGUCAAAUUUCUGGGGAGCUCUCAGUCCUGAAGGGUAUUAUUCACGUUCAGAGGAUUAUAUUGACAUCGUCCAGGGCAAACGAGUUGGUUUAUGGAACGUUCCAUAUAUCACUCAAGUGUAUCUGAUUCGAGGUUCCACUCUGCGCUCUCGCUUGGCCCAUGUCAGUCUUUAUCAGCAGGAAGGCAUGGACCCUGACAUGGUAUUCUGCAGAACAAUCAGAGACCAGGGUGUGUUCAUGUAUGUGACUAACAGAGAUGAGUUUGGACGAUUAGUCUCAUCUGCAAACUACAACACCAGCCGACUCUACCCAGACAUGUGGCAGAUAUUUGACAACCCCAUUGACUGGAAGGAGAAGUAUAUCAAUGAGAACUACUCAAAGAUCUUCGAUGAGAAUGAAAAUGUGGUUGAGGAGCCCUGUCCAGAUGUUUACUGGUUCCCUGCCUUCUCCGACAGAAUGUGUGAUGAGCUAGUUGAGACCAUGGAACAAUUUGGCCAGUGGUCCUCAGGCUCACACACGGAUGAGAGGCUUUCUGGUGGUUAUGAGAAUGUGCCAACUGUGGAUAUUCAUAUGAACCAGAUUCAGUAUGAGAAAGAAUGGCUGAAAUUCCUUAAGGAUUAUAUUGUCCCGGUAACUGAGAAACUCUAUCCAGGAUAUUAUCCAAAGGCACAAGCAGUGAUGAACUUUGUGGUCAGAUAUCGUCCAGACGAGCAGCCCUUUCUACGACCUCAUCAUGACUCCUCCACCUUCACCAUUAACAUUGCCCUGAACAGUAAAGGCAAAGACUACGAGGGUGGAGGCUGUAGGUUCCUUCGUUAUGACUGUAAGGUUGAGUCUCCCAGAAAAGGCUGGUCCUUCAUGCACCCAGGCCGGCUAACGCAUUAUCAUGAGGGUCUACCGACCACACAGGGUACCCGAUAUAUUAUGGUCUCCUUUGUCGACCCUUGACACUCCCUCACAUCCUGUCUCCAUGUGUGUGUGUUGGUGUGUGUGUGUUGGUGUUUGUAUGUCUGUGUCCAUGUGCGCACAAGUGCCUAUUGGUAUCACUCCAACUAAUUUAAUGACUGAAUUUCACUAUGAACUCUACUCCCAGGACAUCUGUUCCUGCAGCAUUUUGUUUUAAACGCUUUUUAUUUUUUAGUUUUUGUACUUUCAUGCCUUCAAAUCAAAUACAUUUACAUAUUUUCACUCUGUAAAAAAAUGGGACAAUCAAAAAUAACACUAAUAUGGCUUUGAACAAAACUUUGAAAUGCCCAGAAUAUAAAUUUUAAACAGAUAUUUUUUAUCUUUUCAUACACAGAGAAAAAGUGGAGGGAAAAGAAUUUAAAGGUAGAUUUAACAUGAUAUGGAUUCACUCUCAUUCCAGUGUUAAAUUGUUCUACUGUUCCCAAAAUUUCUUUUCUACUUCCUGCUUUAUAUAAAGUGCAUUAAAUUAUUUGUUCUCUCCAAAAAAUA